GACAGUUUUAUGUUGACGAUGGACUAAUUUCAGUAACCACACCUGAUGAAGCAGUAGACCUCCUGAAAAGGACAAAACAGAUGCUUGCAGAAUCCAAUAUAAGACUGCACAAGGUAGCAUCAAACAGCAACCAAGUCAUGGAAGCAUUACCUAARGAAGACCGAGCAAGUGACCUGAAGGAGCUGGAGCUUGGUGCAGAUCCACUCCCUCUCCAGCGCAGCCUUGGACUUUCUUGGAAUUUAGAAACUGACAGCUUUACAUUUCAGGUUUCAAGYGAACCAAAGCCAUUCACUAAGAGAGGCAUUCUGUCAACAGUAAAUAGUCUUUUCGAUCCUUUGGGAUUYGUGGCCCCAAUAAUAAUGCAAGGAAAAGCACUUCUGCGUGAACUCUCAUCACAACAAGACGAGUGGGAUUCUCCACUACCUUCUGAGAAASAAGCAGAAUGGAACGCAUGGAAAAACUCUCUGAAAGCCUUGGAGGUUUUACACAUCAGGAGGAGUUAUUUCUCCAUUUCACCCACAUCACUGCAAAAGAAAGAGUUAUGCAUUUUUUCAGAUGCAUCUACACUCGCGAUAGGAGCAGUAGCCUACAUAAGAGCAGUUGAUGUUGAUGGAACAUAUCAUGUUGGCUUUGUCAUGGGUAAGUCCAAGCURGCUCCAAAGCCUGYACACACCAUUCCACGCCUUGAACUCUGUGCUGCUGUGUUGGCUGUACAGUUGUACGAGGUGAUCCAAGAGGAAAUGGAUGUUAGUGUGGAUGCAGUUACGUUUUUUACAGACAGCAAGAUUGUGCUUGGCUACAUCCAUAAUUCUUCAAGAAGAUUUUAUGUUUAUGUUUCYAACAGAGUGACAAGAAUCAGACAAUCYUCUUGUCCAARCCAGUGGCGUUAUGUUUCCACAAAUCAGAACCCUGCAGACCACGCUACCCGGUUUGCUGCAGCAGAGUGCUUUCAACAGACCAGCUGGUUUACAGGUCCCAGKUUUUUGACAUCAGACUCUGCAGAAAAGCCCCCUGAAACCAACAACUUUAGUCUGGUGGAACCUGAAACAGAUGUUGAGAUCCGACCCAUUGUGACAGUGAUGACCACCAACACCUCAUCAGAAYCACGAGGAUGCAAAAUGUGAAACAGGAAAAUGUUUUACAAAAAUACUCGGCACAGAGGAGCUCAAAAAGGCGGAAACUCUAAUAAUUUAUGUCAUCCAACAMGAGGCUUUCAAAAAGGAAMUUAAGAGCCUGGAGAAGGAAGAGACAUUUCCUAAACAAAGCCCACUUAAGAAACUUAAUCCUGUAAAGGACAGUAAGGAUUUACUGAGARUUGGAGGUCGUAUUUCAUCUGCAGAGAUGUCAAACGAGGAGAAACAUCYGCUGAUCAUUCCCCGAACAUGCCACAUUGCUACAUUACUUGUGAGAUUCUUUCAUAAGGAGGUGGCUCACCAAGGCCGCCACAUAACGGAAGGAGCGAUUCGAGCCGCCGGCUAUUGGAUUAUYGGAGCCAAGCGUCUGGUGUCUUCUGUAAUCCAUAAAUGCGUUAUCUGCCGAAAGCUACGGGGACAUCCACAAAAUCAGAAAAUGGCAGAUCUSCCUACAGACAGACUUGCGCCUGAACCCCCUUUCACAAAUGUGGGCCUUGAUGUCUUUGGACCAUGGACCAUCAGUACACGUCGCACRAGAGGAGGAAGUGCUAAUAGUAAACGGUGGGCCGUCCUUUUUACUUGUAUGUCUACCAGAGCUGUACACAUAGAGUUGGUGGAAUCCAUGUCAACAGAUAGCUUUAUCAACGCUCUGAGGAGAUUUUUCGCUAUCCGUGGUCCUGCCAAACUUCUCCGAUCUGACAGAGGAACCAACUUUGUGGGUGCAUGCAGAGAACUGAACAUCAACUCCAAAGAUGCAGCAGUUGAGUCCUAUCUCCAAAGCAAAGGAUGCACAUGGAUUUUUAACCCUCCGCAUUCAUCGCACAUGGGUGGUUCAUGGGAGAGACUUAUUGGUGUAGCCAGACGCAUUCUGGAUGCUAUGUUACUCCAAUCAGGACACACUCAUCUCACACAUGAGGUUUUGAGCACUCUCAUGGCUGAAGUCAUGGCGAUCAUGAAUGCCAGACCUCUGGUGCCUGUGUCUAAUGAUCCUGAGAUGCCAACCAUCCUCACUCCAGCUAUGCUGCUUACUCAGAAGACAAGCACAGUGUCAGCUCCGUCUGGUGAAUUCAAGGUGGGUGUUCUGCAAGGCAAACAAUGGAAACAUGUCCAGUGUCUUGCAGACACAUUUUGGAAGAGAUGGAAACAAGAAUAUUUGUCCWCUCUACAAGUGCGCAGGAAAUGGACUCAGCAAGAAAAGAAUAUAAAGGUGGGAGAUGUUGUUUUGCUUAAAGACAGCCAAGCCCACAGGAACGACUGGCCCAUUGGGAUCAUUGUGAAAACCCUACCGAGCAGCGACAAGAUCGUACGCAAGGUAGAAGUGAAGAUAACAAAAGGAGGACAUGCCAAGAUUUUCCUAAGACCCGUUUCAGAGAUUAUUGUUCUGCUUUCUGAAGGAAUUUGAAUGGACAGAGACAGUUUUCUGUUAUUACGGUGACAAAAUAAUAUUUUG
This is a messenger RNA of Poecilia reticulata (guppy), 2583 nucleotides long. Lineage: Eukaryota; Metazoa; Chordata; Actinopteri; Cyprinodontiformes; Poeciliidae. The record is from RefSeq and is a predicted model, not a curated record.